CCGUAAAGCACAGGAACCAAUGGGUUGUACUAACUCUAAGUCAGCCAUCAAACUGACCGACGAAGACGUGGAGUUUCUUAGAAAGAAUACUAAUUAUACUGAGAAAGAGAUCCGCGACUGGUAUAAGGGUUUUCAGGUGGACUGUCCCGACGGGAAGCUCUCCAAAGAGAAAUUCAUGGAAAUAUAUCAGGGAUUCUUCAAAGGAGGCAAUCCCGAGAAGUUCUGUCAAAACGUCUACAGGACUUUCGAUGAGGACGGCAAUGGAUGGAUCGACUUCAAGGAGUUUCUGUUGGCUAUCGGCAUCACCACCAGUACUAACCAGCGCGAGAAGCUUAAGUGGGCCUUCAAAAUGUAUGACAUCAAUAAUGAUGGGACCAUAGAAUUGGAUGAAAUGACUAAAAUUAUUAAAGCUCUGCACGAAAUGCUGGGCGAAGAGGCAAACGAGGCCUUCGAUGGCGAAGAGGCCGCUAUGAGAGUGAAAGAUAUCUUUGAGAAAAUGGACUCAAAUAAUGACGGAAAGAUCUGUUUAGAAGAGUUCCUCGAAGUCUGUAAUAUUGACGACGGUUUAGCCAAACUGUUAAGUCUUUCGGGUGACGCCUAACAUAUGGGAACCAACUCUUCAUUCCAUAUAUUGUUUGCAAUCAUUAAUUAAUUGGAAAUAAUUUCAGCGAUACUUUCCAUUCAUUUCUAGACUUAAUGUUCACAAAGAGCUUUAUAUUAUAAAUUAUAUUAUAUUAUAUAUACAAUACAUUUAUUCUUUUUAAUUAUAUAAUAUAUAUACUGUUUUGAUGUGUUGGGAACUAAAUCAAACUAAUAUUAACUUCAUUUAAAAUAAUUGACAAAACGUUGUAAUCU
This is a messenger RNA of Oppiella nova, 855 nucleotides long. The record is from the annotation of a GenBank genome assembly. Lineage: Eukaryota; Metazoa; Arthropoda; Arachnida; Sarcoptiformes; Oppiidae.